AAGCCAUCCGUAGAAGAAGAGGCUGCCAUAUUGCGGUGAUACAGCGACUUUACCCGAGUGUGGAACAGACACAUUUCGGCGCCCUAUAACACAAUGAUCUCGGCCCAGGCUUUCGCAGACCCUGACAAGAUGAAGGACUACCAUUACACUGGUCCAGUGCAGCAUCGAUUCUCGCCCUACACCUUUAACGGCGGAACUGUACUAGCUGUGGCUGGGGAGGACUUUGCCAUUGUAGCAUCAGACACAAGGCUCAGUGAAGGCUACUCGAUCCACAGCAGGGACUCACCAAAGUGUUACAAACUGACAGACACGACUGUCAUUGGCUGCAGUGGUUUCCAUGGUGACUGCUUGACUUUGACUAAAAUCAUUGAUGCUAGACUAAAGAUGUACAAACACUCAAACAACAAGACGAUGACAAGCGGAGCCAUCGCUGCCAUGUUGUCCACCAUCUUGUAUGGCAAGAGGUUCUUCCCUUACUAUGUUUACAACAUCAUUGGAGGUCUUGAUGAAGAGGGUAAGGGAGCAGUGUACAGCUUCGACCCAGUGGGAUCUUACCAGAGAGACACCUACAAGGCUGGAGGGUCAGCAAGUGCCAUGCUGCAACCACUACUAGACAACCAAAUUGGCUUCAAGAACAUGGAGGGUGUGACACAUGUUGCUCUGAGCCGCGAGAAGGCAAUUCAACUUGUCAAAGAUGUUUUCAUCUCGGCUGCAGAAAGAGAUGUUUACACCGGAGAUGCCCUUAUGAUCUGCAUUGUCACAAAGGAGGGAAUCACUGAGGAGACUAUCGCACUGAGGAAGGACUGAAGAAGAGCUCUAUUAUUGUUCGCUCGUCGUCUUUCCUCUUCUAGCGUUUCUUUUUACAUUCUCACUGAUAGUUUGGUUGCUUGCCUGCAGAUUGCAUAUCACAGGAGUGUUGAUCCACAUCCUUUAAGCUUGAACCAUAUAAUUCACAUUUUGAUACAAAUAUCCAUACAUACUCCCUUCUUUCCUGUUAUCACAACCUUUUUGGAUUUGUGUUCAAGCUACCGGAUACUUGAUCAAUAUGCCUGUUGCUUUAAAUCUGCGCUCCCGGUUUGAAAAUGUUCCAUUUUGAAAGGCAACAUAACUGCUAUUAUUUUUACAUUCUUAAUAAAUGUAAGGAAUUGGGGAAA
Nerophis lumbriciformis (worm pipefish) is the source of this 1154-nucleotide messenger RNA. It is a transcript of the gene psmb1, whose product is annotated as proteasome 20S subunit beta 1. Gene Ontology annotation, cellular component: cytoplasm; nucleus; proteasome core complex. The record is from RefSeq and is a predicted model, not a curated record. NCBI's taxonomy places the organism in Eukaryota, Metazoa, Chordata, Actinopteri, Syngnathiformes, Syngnathidae.